GCACAUCGGUUUGAACCGACCGGAAGCGAACGGGGACGGACAUGAUCGAGAGAAAUGUGUGAAUUGAAGGACUUAGACUGGAUAAGAAGUUGAUGACCACAUUGAAGAAACCGUGUAACUUGAGGGACUGCAUGUCUUCUUCUUCCGAGAGGGGAAAAAAGAAGAAGAGGAGUGCAUGGAUGCAGUGGCAGUGGCAGUGGCAGUGAUUUCUCUGCAAAAUGGAGGGCACGUACUCAUACUUUUCAACGUCGUCGUCAUGAUUUGCAAUCCGAACCAGCAACACGCCACCAAGCUUUCCCGCUAAGCGUGAUCAGCACGCUCACUCACUCUUCUCGUUGCAGAGGUUGGAGUUUUGUCGCUGCACUAUCGAGCUCUCGCUCCGUUUCCGUCGAAUUCGAGAGAGACGAUAAGACAUGGGUUGCCGAUCGCUGAUCUACAGCUUCGUGGCUCGUGGCACUGCGGUGUUGGUAGAGUAUGCCGAGUUCGGUGGGAACUUCACCGGCAUCGCCUCGCAGUGCCUCCAGAACCUCCCUCCCACGAGCAACAAGUUCACUUACACCUGCGACGGCCACACAUUCAACUACCUCGUCGACAACGGCUUCACAUACUGCGUGGUGGCAGUCGAGUCCAUCGGUCGUCAGAUUCCAAUGGCCUUUCUCGAGAGAAUCAAGGACGAGUUUACUAACAGAUAUGGCGGAGGAAAAGCCGCGACCGCAGUGGUGCUUAGCUUGAACAGGGAAUUCGGGCCCAAACUGAAGGAGCAAAUGCAGUACUGCGUGGAUCAUCCGGAAGAGAUCAGCAAACUCGCCAAAGUGAAAGCUCAGGUAUCAGACGUGAAAGGAGUUAUGAUGGAGUAUAUAGAAAAGGUUCUGGAUCGUGGUGAGAAAGUUGAGCUUCUGGUCGACAAGGCAGAGAAUCUUCGAUCUCAGGCGCAAGAUUUCAGGCAGCAGGCGACCCAAAUGAGAAGGAAGAUGUGGCUGCAGAGCAUGAAAGUAAAGCUGAUAGUUUUCGGCAUCAUCGUCGCUCUGAUUCUGAUCAUAGUUCUGUCCAUUUGUGGUGGCUUCAUGUGUGGUGGUAAAUAAUGGAGUGACACUGAUCUGAUAUUCUUUAAAACCUCCAUAAGUUUUAAGUUUUCUUUCUAUACACACAAGUCCUCAUUGCGCUGUAGUAUAAUAUGGAACAAAUUGCUUGUAUAGUUCUGUAUUCUUGGAAGAGUUCUCU
This is a messenger RNA of Syzygium oleosum, 1221 nucleotides long. RefSeq names its product vesicle-associated membrane protein 722-like. Gene Ontology annotation, biological process: vesicle-mediated transport. Bases 414 to 1082 code for a protein of 222 amino acids. The transcript has 6 exons. NCBI's taxonomy places the organism in Eukaryota, Viridiplantae, Streptophyta, Magnoliopsida, Myrtales, Myrtaceae. The record is from RefSeq and is a predicted model, not a curated record. Gene Ontology annotation, cellular component: membrane.